Euleptes europaea (tarantolino) is the source of this 975-nucleotide messenger RNA. RefSeq names its product methionyl aminopeptidase type 1D, mitochondrial (gene METAP1D). The record is from RefSeq and is a predicted model, not a curated record. Lineage: Eukaryota; Metazoa; Chordata; Lepidosauria; Squamata; Sphaerodactylidae. Gene Ontology annotation, molecular function: metalloaminopeptidase activity. The coding region runs from base 1 to 975 and encodes 324 amino acids. The transcript is spliced from 9 exons. Gene Ontology annotation, biological process: proteolysis.
AUGACUGGCCUCCAGCGACUUCUCCCUUCGCCAGUUGAUCAUAUCUACUUAUACAAGCAGUCAAGCAUUGAGCAAAGAAGGUAUCUCUUUUUCCGGAGACAAAGAACUGCUCCUUAUAGCGUAGUCUGGCCAGCUAUGGUUUCUCCGGCUCAUCCAGUUCCUAAGCACAUAAAGAGGCCAGACUAUGUGACGACAGGCAUUGUACCAGACUGGGGAGACUACAUAGAAAUUAAGAAUGAAGAUCAGAUUCAAGGGCUUCGUCAAGCUUGUCAACUGGCCCGUCACGUCUUGCUUCUGGCUGGAGAGAGUUUAAAGGUUGGCAUGACUACAGAAGAAAUAGACUGCAUGGUUCACCAUGAAAUAAUCAGACAAAAUGCUUACCCAUCACCUCUGGGUUAUGGGGAUUUUCCAAAAUCCGUGUGCACAUCUGUGAACAACGUAGUAUGUCAUGGAAUUCCUGACAGCCGCCCUCUCCAGGAUGGCGAUAUUAUCAACAUUGAUGUCACGGUGUAUUUCAACGGCUACCAUGGUGACACUUCCGAAACACUUUUAGUGGGCAAUGUGGAUGAGUCUGGUCAAAAGUUAGUGGAGGUUGCCAGGAAAUGUAGAGAUGAAGCAAUUGCAGCUUGCAGACCUGAGGCUCCUUUCUCUGUAAUUGGAAACACAAUCAGUGAUAUAGUUCGUCAGAAUGGUUUUCAAGUCUGUCCUCACUUCGUUGGGCAUGGGAUAGGAUCUUUCUUCCACGGCCACCCUGAAGUUUGGCAUCAUGCAAACGAGAGCCGGUUGCAGAUGGAGGAGGGCAUGGCGUUCACAAUAGAGCCCAUCAUCAUGGAAGGGUCGCCGGAAUUUAAAACCCUGCCGGACGGAUGGACCGCGGUGUCGGUGGACAAUAAAAGGUCGGCCCAGUUCGAGCACACCAUCCUCAUUACUUCCAGAGGAGCAGAAAUCCUGACCCGAGCGGCCGGAGAGGCUUGA